Messenger RNA from Gekko japonicus, 795 nucleotides. Its product is annotated as olfactory receptor 10R2-like. Gene Ontology annotation, biological process: G protein-coupled receptor signaling pathway. The transcript has 2 exons. Gene Ontology annotation, cellular component: membrane. Lineage: Eukaryota; Metazoa; Chordata; Lepidosauria; Squamata; Gekkonidae. Bases 1 to 795 code for a protein of 264 amino acids. Gene Ontology annotation, molecular function: olfactory receptor activity. The record is from RefSeq and is a predicted model, not a curated record.
AUGCCCACGUCAUCGUCGUGCGCCUCAGAUCUCCGCUGCUGCUGCCGUCGUCAGGUCUCUGCUGCUGCUGUCGCUCGGUGUAUUUCCCUCUGGCCGCCAGGGAUCACUCCGCACCGCUCCACUCCAGCAGCACCGCCGCCGCCGAUGUUACGCCGCUGGUCGCCGCCAUCCACAUCGCCACACCAUCUGCACCACCACCAUGCCUCCUUCUACAGAGUUCAGAAAUCAUGUAAACCUUUACAUUAUCCAGUUCUGAUGAAUCAGGGACUCUGCACUAAACUGGUUAUCUCUUCAGCAUCAAUGGGUUUCCUUUUUUCUACGAUCGAGACGAUUAUUAUAUUUACCUUGCCCUUCUGUGGGCCGAAUAAAAUCCAUCACUUCUUUUGUGAUAUGGCACCAUUACUUGAGUUGGCCUGUGGCCGGAAUUAUAUAGGGGAAGAUGUUAUUUUUCUUAUUUGUUUUCUGGUGGUCUUUUGCUGCUUCUUUCUCAUUCUUCUGUCGUAUCUUUUAAUCAUAAACACUACCCUGAAAAUCCCCACCACAGACGGGAAGCGCAAAGCCUUUUCCACUUGCGCCUCCCAUCUCAUUGUGGUGGUUGUGCACUUCGGAUGUAUUUCCAUUAUUUACCUGAGGCCCCAAUCCAGGAACACUUUGAAUGAUGACACCUUGAUCUCUGUCACGUACACCCUGGUGACUCCAUUGCUGAAUCCUGUUGUUUACAGCCUGAGGAAUAAGGAUGUCCAAGUAGCACUCAAGAAAUCCCUGGGAAGAAGCACAUCUGCCCGGAAGAUGUGA